CGUGCGACUCCAAGUCAAAUGCAGAAUUAUCGCCGAAACUUAAGAAGGAAGCACGUGAAACUAUUAAAUUUAUAGGAACCGGUCUCUUUCUGAACCAGUCUGUUCUCGUCCUAUAUCAUUCAUAGUCCUCUAUCACUGACACCCCAUCAUCAUCACUCGCUCCUUCCUUCACCACUUCGCAGUCCCAUUCACUCGUUUUCGGAGCUAUCCAGAUCUUGUCUCUCCCGCAGCUAUGGCAGAGAAGGUGACCAAAAUGGAGAUAAAGGUGGAUUUGCAGUGCUGGCGCUGCUACAAGAAAAUCAAGAAAAUUCUCUGUAAAUUCCCCGUGAAAAUCCGAGACCAGAAAUACAAUGAAAAGCAGAACACGGUGUCGAUCACUGUCGUGUGCUGCAGCCCGGAGAAGAUCCGGCAGAUGAUCAUCUGCAAGGGUGGCGAGACGGUGCUGGGUGUUGAGAUCCAGCUCGACAAGCCCAAGGAGCCCGAGAAGAAGCAGCCACCUGAGAAUAAGCCCGACCAGAAGCUCUCGAAGGCACCAAUUCCGGUGGUGGACUCCCCACGAGUGCCAGCAUAUCCGAUGGUGCCGGUGUAUCCGAUGGUGGGGGUGUGUUGUUGUCCACCGGGUUAUGGAGGGUAUGGUGGGGGGCCAUGCUAUUGUGGGCGGAGGAGGCGAGUGAUGUGCGGCGAUGGAUGUGGAAGACCGGCUAGUGAGUGUCGGGGUGGGAGAGGUUACUACGUGAGUCCAUGUGAUUACUUUAGUGAAGAAAAUGCCACUGGAUGCACUGUCAUGUGAUCUAGUUCAAAAUUUCUCAUGUCAAUUGCUAAUGUGGUAACUUCGCCAAAGAUGCAUAAGUCAACUUUUCAAGUCUUUCUUGGGGUCUUUUAUUUUCGUGGGUAUAGAGAGAUUGAUAAGGCUGGUGGUCUAAUAUGGUGCUAUAUGUGGUCAAGUAUGUUUAACGCCUGACUUGUUGGUGGUUGAUUUCUUCGUUUCAAUAAGAUCGAGUCCAAUUUAUUUCUA
This is a messenger RNA of Eucalyptus grandis, 1015 nucleotides long. RefSeq lists its product as uncharacterized. The record is from RefSeq and is a predicted model, not a curated record. Gene Ontology annotation, biological process: regulation of defense response to fungus. Bases 233 to 790 code for a protein of 185 amino acids. Lineage: Eukaryota; Viridiplantae; Streptophyta; Magnoliopsida; Myrtales; Myrtaceae. The transcript has 3 exons.